Messenger RNA from Suillus plorans, 543 nucleotides. RefSeq lists its product as uncharacterized. The coding region runs from base 1 to 543 and encodes 180 amino acids. The record is from RefSeq and is a predicted model, not a curated record. Lineage: Eukaryota; Fungi; Basidiomycota; Agaricomycetes; Boletales; Suillaceae. The transcript has 3 exons.
AUGAUGAAUGCUGUGUCGCCUUCAUUCGUUUCACCAGCGUCUAACAUCAUCGACCAGCCAUCAGCAACCUCUGAUUCUGAUUCUCUUUCAGUCUCCUCUACACCAGCCUCGGACGAGCUACCGGAUGGAACCGAAUUCGCGACAGAACUUGUAGGCUCGCGUGAUGCUGCUAGUUCACCUUCCCCAUCUCUGCCCCCUCAAAGUCACUCCAAUCAUGAAAUCACUACUACUCCAGUCCACCCCUCUCUUCCAAUCGAGCUUUCCGACGGAAUCCAAGUGCCUCCAGAAACCGUCAACUCGCGUGGUGCAGCUGCAUCCCCUUCCCCGUCUUUUCCCCCUCAAGGCUCCUCUCGUCCUCACAUGCCUCUUGCUUCAGCUUCCACUCCGGUCCUAGCCUCACCUCCAAAGUCGUUUUGGAAGCGCUUUCCUAUGUUCAACAGGUCUGCAGCAUCUGUAGACUCCAAGCGGUGGAAAUUCCCGCGCAUUGGUAGCAUCAUGCGGCGCAAGCAUCGGAACUUGGGACCUGACGAUGCCAAGAAUUAG